Molecule: messenger RNA, 2688 nt
Organism: Cercospora beticola
Lineage: Eukaryota; Fungi; Ascomycota; Dothideomycetes; Mycosphaerellales; Mycosphaerellaceae
Gene: EFR3
Product: Efr3p
Biological process (GO): protein localization to plasma membrane
Cellular component (GO): plasma membrane
Source: RefSeq, a predicted model, not a curated record
GCCGCUUCGACCUCACUUCUCCCUCAGCUGCCUGCCUGCCUGCCUGCCUGCACGUCCGACAUCGUCCACGCGCCCACACGCACACCCCUCCACCACGCGCCCCCCGCCCGCCCCCGGACCGACGACUGGAUGUCUCGAUAGCGAGGCUGCUGUUUGCCCCCACCGCGCUGCGCCCAGCGCUCGAGAUGCCCAGCCGACCAGAAAAGCUGCGGCCAAAGCACCAGUCGCUGAUUCUCAGAUGCUACCCGCGCCUGGACACGAAACCCAACGGCUCGGAGCUGGCCUAUCUCCUCUACUAUGUCAGCAGUCGCCAGAACAAGAUCCACAAGGUCGGCGACUACCUGGAGUCGCGGACGCAGUACGAUGUCGCCCACAGCCAGAGCGCACGCGUCCAGAUCACCCUGCAGAUCUUGACGGCCGUCCUCGAGCACAAUGCCAUUAAUCGCGGCUCGGGAUUCGCUCUCAUCUCACCCUCAGUCCUGCGCAUUCUCCGCCAAGUGCUCGACAACUCGACCGACAUUGGCUUGAUCGAGGCGACUCUCGCUACCUGGGACGCCCUGUGUCAGCACCAGGACGCCGCCAGCCUUGCCGCAGACCACGAAUACCGUGACCUGUACACCCAAGUGGUUCACCUCUAUGGGUCUCUCGCCAAGAAUAACACCAAGAAGAUGGGCAGCUCCACGCAGCCUGUCGCCAAUCACGAUGCGCUGCGGCUGCGCAAGGCCGGUGUUGCCGCCAUCAUGAGCAUCUUCGCCCCCGCAGAACAGCUCGAGCGGGACUGGAACCGCGAAUUCGACUACUCAUUUGCUGCCGUGCUCACCAAUUUACGCAACGCAGGGAAGCACGAUUACAUCGACUCCUUGCAAGGCCUCUACCGUGAAGCUGAAGAGAAGGAGGGCAGAGACAGCAAAACCCUGAAUCGGAGGCAGAGUAUAACACACUCGAGGACACUGUCGGGAUACCAGGAAGAGCAGGCACCAGAUCCGCGCACUGCCGAAGGCACAGCGCAAGAUGCCGAUCGAAUCGAAGAAGAAGAGGUGGGCUUACUCGCCACUGAUUGUGUCAAAGCUAUUUUCAAUACGCAAAAUCGCGGCCAAACGCGAGAAGCUACCUUCUCCUUCAUGCGCUUCAUCGCUGGCGAGCAGGGCCGCAGCAUCAAUGACUGGGCCAGCCAGUUGUUCAGGCUCAUUACGUCUUGGACACCCGUGCAAGAUCGCUUCGUGAUCCUGUUCACUGCUGUGGAGACGCUCAGACGGCUGCCAGUGGACGGUGCCGAUUUUCGACUGCACGAAACCUACGCAAAAAUGAUCCACGGCGUCGUUAGCUCGGAUCUCAAUCUCAUCGGCCUUUCAGUCAUGGACGUGCUGGUUGGGUUGAUGACCACGACAAUCCGAGCCGUCUCAUAUUGCGCCCGCCCAGGAAACAAUCUCUUGACCCGCGAGACUACAUCUGCCAGCAACGAACAGAACGCGGCCAUGUCGACGGUGGAGACACUAAAGCAGAGCAUCGCAUGUCUGGCCGGACACAUUUACUACUCGGACCAGGUCACGGACAUGAUUGCGGCCAUUCUUGUGCGAGUAAAAGCAUAUCCCUCCGCUGCGGACUUCAAGAGUAACAUCUUUGGAGAAAGCAGAUCGCGAUCAAACACCCGUGCCACUGAAAACACAACGCCCAGGCACCGUCUUGGCACCUCUCGCGGGACGAAGACCUCUGCCAAUGCUGCAUCACCGGCUCGCCCAAGCACAGCUGCAGCAAGUACAACCCCCGCGACCAAAGACUCGGCUCACGAUGACAGGUCAGACGCGGACAGAGAAACCAGUGAGCGAAGCAAUAGCCUUCGAAGCGGCUACUUCACCACCGAUGAAGCCCGAAAGUGCGCUUUUGACAUCAUUCGGAGCAUCAUUGAAACCGCUCAGGUGGGCAAGAAGCAAACACAUACCAACGUGUUGAUCAAGCGGAAUCGCGUCAAUGUCGGAGUCUGGGAUGGCACGCAAUGGCUGGCGCGAAUCGGAUCUGAGGAUGUACGCAACGCGUACAAGGAUGCAGUUGCUACGUGGGCUCAGCUGGAGUCCGAGGAGAAAGAUGCGAGCUAUCUCGAUUUCGAGGCCGAGGAUUGCUUUGGCAGGUUUGUGGAAAAGGAAAAGGCCGCGUCUCUGCGUGGCAGCAUUGGCCAAAGCCAGCAAAGUCAUCCGCAAUUGCUCAUGCUCCCUAACAAUUUUGGUGGCGAGCGGAGAUUGAGCUCUGGCAAUAUCAGCAGCAACGUGGGAGCUUUCGAUGGCAAUGGCUCGAUAAAGCCGAGGGUGCGCGCCAAAGACUUGGAGGAGAUUAUGGAAGGCAAGCGACAGGUUGAAUUGGCGGUGGAAGUCAAUCAGGGAGAGGAGGUCGAUUUGCAACAAUUGCUUGCUGGGAUACAGGUUGAUGAGACGAAGAAGGCGAGAGUACCGCUCAUGGCUGCUCCACCUUAUUAGACUCGUCCUCGCCACUAAUUGUCGAUGGUCGACGGACGGGCAGAUUUUGGCUAGGACUGAGCAUGCAUGGUGAGAUAUAGACGAUGAUACCCGGAUAAUAACAUCCCACCUAUAGAGUGCCACUGGCAAGAGCAUUGCGAAGAAUCCACGGCGGCAGACAUAGUCAUGAGGUUCUGAUCCUUACCGACAGGGCGAGUGACACAGUGAUAUUGAUGGAAAG